Molecule: messenger RNA, 6293 nt
Organism: Calliphora vicina (urban bluebottle blowfly)
Lineage: Eukaryota; Metazoa; Arthropoda; Insecta; Diptera; Calliphoridae
Gene: Sarm
Product: sterile alpha and armadillo motif
Exons: 12
Coding region: 334-5829 (1831 amino acids)
Biological process (GO): signal transduction; negative regulation of MyD88-independent toll-like receptor signaling pathway; response to axon injury
Cellular component (GO): dendrite
Molecular function (GO): signaling adaptor activity; protein binding; NAD+ nucleosidase activity
Source: RefSeq, a predicted model, not a curated record
UGAUACCCCCAGCCAAAGGCUAACGAUCUUGAAAUUUUGUAAAAUUAAUACACAAUGUGUGUAAAGUAAUCGACAUAAAAGAUGCUGAAAUAAACACAAAUUUCAAACAAAUAAAUACCUGACAUGUAAAUCGUUUUAAAUCCAAACAAAAAAUAUAAAUAAAAAAACUAAAUUUAAAUAAUUUUACACACACGCAAAAAGAAACAAAAAUAAAAAAAUUCAUUCAUAAAUUUACGAACAAAAAACCUAAAAAAAUUAUAAUAAAUACUCACUCAUUAACAAAAAGAAAAAGAACAAAAGAGAAGAGUAAAAUAAUAAAAAUAAAACCCAACAAUGAAUUCAUCACAUUUGGUCACUCCAAUGAAUAGUCAUCAACAUCAUCAUCACAAUAGCCACCAUCCACAUGCGUCAUCCAGCUCAUAUACAUCAAAAAUGCCAACAACGAACAACAACCAGCCACAAACUGCUACAAUCCACAAUUACAAUCCAAACGAUCAGCAUGCCGGUCUCUCUGUUUCGAAUUUAGUAAAUAAAUCCAACAAUUCCACCACCAACACACACACUAAUAACUCACCAUUAACAACAACUACAAACAUAAACAAUGUGGGGGCUGGUCUUUCACCAGCGUCGGCAUCAUCGUCAUCGUCAACGCCAACCAAUACUUCUACAACAUCAUAUAAAUUUGCGCCUGCACGUAGACUAGCUGCCAGGCAGACUUUACGUUUAGCGAUACCCAAACAACCGGGUGACUCGCAACAACAUUCUCAGCUAAACUCAACGGCACCAGCUACAACGGGCCACACACUCGCUACACAAUUCAAACAUUCAUCGCCCUCACAACUGCCGCCUGCUCCGAUUCUCAAACGUACCCCCAUCAAUACCCCCAAUUUUUCUUCCACCCCAACCACAACUUCACUAAAUUCCCAUAUUCCGAAAUCAGCCUCUCCCCUAGAGUCACAUCAUUUACCAAAUGUUUUGCAUCAUUCUACCAACACUCCCAUCUGUACAGCAGCUACUCCAUCGAGUGGUGGCAGUAAUAAGUUCUUAAGGGUGCGCAAUCCCAGCAUAACAUUAAAUUCUUCGGAUGUCUGCAAUAAUAAUGACUUGUUUGCUUUCGCCAAGGAAUUCUCUUCACCAGCGGUGGCAGGGGGAGAUCACUCUCCAAUAUUUGCCGAAAUUGCCUCUUCAAUAUCUCCUUCUACAGCCAGUUCGGGCUCUCCAACGAAUCAUCUAAGUCGUUUGUUUAAUUUGAGCCCCUCAACUUUACGGAGUUAUGGAAAUAUGUCAGAUUUUUCGGAUAGUUCACAGAGCGGUGUCAUCAGUCCGGCCACAUCGUUUAUUGAAAAUUUCCACAAGAAAAAUGGUACUGCAGCAUCAUCGGCCAACAGUUCACCCAGUAUUAGUACCAUGGGCUCAACAUCACCGGCCAUUAAUGGUAGCGGCUGUGGUAGUGCAGUCGGCAAUAAUAGUAGUAUAGUGGUGCCUACAGCAACUACAGGGAGUUCAUUGGCCGCCAGCACCUCAACAAUGGGCCGUCAAAUAAAUACUAGUUCUAGUUCAAGCAGUAGUGUUAAGGAAACAUCAUCACAACAGGUCGUUAAUAGCAGUACAACAACACGUGUUGAAAAGAAAUCACGUUUACAUCACAUAACGUCCUCCUCAUCAUCGUCGUCCUCCUCAUCCACCUCCACAGAAAUGAAAGCGGCAGCUUUGAAACGCGAUAUGAGCGAAUUUAAAAAUUCCAUGUCAGAAAUCAAUGAUUUGGCCCUGGGCCGCAGCAACACACCCGCCCUAACAGGAUCCACGGGUACCCUCAGUCAUCAGCCACCCUCCAUUAACGAUCUCAGCAACUUAAAUGCCCUCAAUAGUUCAGAUGCCAUAAAUAAGCUUAAGAAAAAAUUACGCUCCUCUCUGGAGAAUAUUGUUGAUGGUAAUAGUGAACCUCAUAUAACAUUUCCCGAUGACCAUGAACACGAUGAUGAUCAUAUGAAUUUAAAUAUGGACCUAGUGAAAGCCUCAAAUCAAUUGUCCACAAAUGGUUUGAGUGGUUCCAAGGGCACCCUUGUUGACACCGUCAAAUUCGAAGAGAAACGCACCAAAACAGAGUCCAAAACUAAGGUGGUGGCGGAUGGUUUUAGUUCGGAACAGGCCACUAGUAAUUUGGCCGAAAGUAAACGUUUGCAAACGGGCGAUAUUGACUAUCAACAGGCGAAGGCGGCGGCAGCUUCACGCAAUCGCAUGGAGGUUGAUGGUGUCAAGACAGAGGAAAAUGCUGCUGUUAUACAUGAAGCUCUCUCUUUGCGUGCCGGAGAUGUUACCCAACAGGCCAGCAAUAAUGUGGCCGCCGCAAGUAUUAAAGUUCAAAGUGACACAUUUUCGGCCGAUAAGAAGGCCAUAUCUCAAUCGCAACAGUCACAGACAAUGACCUCGAAUGGCAUUAUCAGCCAGGAGAAACACAUGUCUUCGGCCGCCCAGGCCAACUACAGCAUGACCAGCAAGGGUGUUACCAGUUCUGGCGGCAGUACAAUGAUCUCUUCCUCUUCACAAAUGUCCGCCACAAAUGGUAAUCUAUUCAAAUUGGCCGAUUUCCGGCUAGACGAUCUGAUGCAGCUGAGUUCGACCAGUGGCCAGAAGGACAUAGAACAGGCCAUUAGCAAGUACUCCAAUAUGUUGACCUCGUGCGUUAACUCCCUGCAAGAUAAGAAAGCCGCCGCCGAGGAUACCAUGUAUUUGGACAAAAUCAACGAGGUCAUACGAAGAGCCUGGGCUGUGCCCACUCAUGGCCAUGAGUUGGGCUACAGUUUGUGUAAUUCACUGCGCAAUAGUGGUGGUCUAGAUCUGCUCAUGAAGAAUUGUGUGCAAGGAGAUAUGCAAAUCAAAUUCUCCUCAGCCAAAUUGCUGGAACAAUGUUUGACCACCGAAAAUCGUACUCAUGUGGUGGACAAUGGUUUGGAUAAGGUGGUGAAUGUGGCCUGUGUAUGCACCAAAAAGCAAAAUACCGAACAUUCUCGUGUGGGUACUGGCAUAUUGGAGCAUCUCUUCAAACACUCUGAGGGCACCUGUUCGGAUGUCAUUAAACUGGGUGGUUUGGAUGCUGUGCUAUUCGAAUGCCGUACCAGUGAUGUAGAGACUCUGAGACAUUGUGCUAGUGCCCUGGCCAAUCUGUCGUUAUAUGGUGGAGCUGAGAAUCAGGAAGCCAUGAUUUUGCGCAAGGUGCCCAUGUGGUUGUUCCCUCUGGCCUUCCACAAUGAUGACAACAUCAAGUAUUAUGCCUGUCUGGCCAUUGCUGUUCUGGUCGCCAACAAAGAAAUCGAAGCUGAGGUAUUGAAAUCCGGCUGCUUGGAUUUGGUAGAGCCCUUUGUGACUUCCCAUGAUCCCUCGGAGUUUGCCAAAUCAAAUUUAGCCCAUGCUCAUGGUCAAAGUAAACAUUGGCUGCAACGUCUCGUGCCUGUGCUCAGUUCAAAUCGUGAAGAAGCCCGCAGUCUGGCAGCCUUCCACUUUUGCAUGGAGGCUGGCAUCAAGCGUGAACAAGGCAACACCGAAAUCUUCCGCGAAAUCGGAGCCAUUGAAGCUCUUAAGACUGUAGCCAGCUGUCCCAAUGCGAUAGCCUCGAAAUUCGCCGCUCAAGCUUUGCGUCUCAUAGGCGAAACUGUACCCCACAAAUUGUCGCAACAGGUUCCCUUGUGGUCUGUUGAAGAUGUCCAGGAGUGGGUUAAACAAAUCGGUUUUGGUCAAUUCGUUAAACAAUUCGAAGAAUCCCAAGUCGAUGGUGACCUGCUGCUAAAACUCAAUGAAAUUAACCUCCGUGAUGAUAUUGGUAUUUUAAAUGGCAUCCUGCUUAAACGUUUCGAACGUGAACUGCAAAAUCUCAAACGCAUGGCUGACUACUCAUCGAAAGAUACAGCCAAGUUGCAUCAUUUCCUAUCGGAAAUCGGUGCUGAAUAUUGUACCUACACCUACUCAAUGGUUAAUGCGGGCAUUGAUAAGAACUCGCUGCCACAGCUAAAUGAGGACAUGCUGAUACAAGAGUGUGGCAUUAAGAACUCCAUACAUAGACUGCGCAUUUUAAAUGCGGUUAAGAGUUUGGAAAACACCAUACUCUCCUCCUCCGAAGACAGUAUGGCUAAGACCCUGGACGUGUUUGUUAGUUACAGACGUUCAAAUGGUUCACAGUUGGCCAGUUUACUUAAGGUCCAUCUCCAAUUACGUGGCUUCUCCGUGUUCAUUGAUGUUGAACGUUUGGAGGCUGGAAAAUUUGACAAUGGUUUGCUAAACAGUAUUCGUCAAGCGAAAAAUUUCGUUUUAGUAUUAACACCAAAUGCUCUCGAACGUUGUGUCGAGGACAAUGAAUGCAAAGAUUGGGUGCAUCGAGAAAUUGUGGCCGCUUUAAAUUCAAAUUGUAAUAUUAUACCAAUUAUUGAUAGCCAGUUUUUUUGGCCUGAACCCGAGAGAUUACCUGAAGACAUGCGUAGUGUGUGUCAUUUUAAUGGUGUGACGUGGAUUCACGAUUACCAAGAUGCCUGCAUCGAUAAGUUGGAGAGAUUUAUGCGCGGCGAAAAGAAUAUUGAUCGCAUAGCAGCUAUGACACCCGGUACGCCCGGUUCGUCGGUGAAUUACCAAAGAAUGCACAGCAACGAUUCGGAUUAUAGUGUAGGCGGCAGUAAUGCUGGCAGUAAUUGUGGCAAUGGCGGCAACGGUGGAACAUCGAAUGGCGGCGGACAAGCAGCUAAUCACCAGGCAAAUAGAUACCGGCAAUCAGCAUCACCGGCUCGUCAGCGUUUGGCAGCGGGCGGAGGCAGUUUAUUAAGCAGUUCGGGCAAAUUGGGUAGCACCGGCAGUCAGCUGAGUGUUUUUGGCCGCAACUCCAAGCGUAAUAUGUUGCCACCCUACCGUACUCAGCAAACGGCGGUGAACAAGGCUUUGCCCAUAGGUGGCUCUAUGCAAAAUGUAUCGCCUUUGGCUUAUAAGCCACCGCGAAGAAGUUCGGCGGUGGGUAUAUGCAAUGAUAAUAAGGACAAAACUUCGAGCAACUAUAGGAGUCACAGUGUAGAUGAAUUGCUGGAUAAUAGUGAGAGUACGGAUAAAAAAAUCGCAGAGGCGGCAGCCUUAGUGUCGGCGGGUAGUUUGGCUUUGACCAAUGCCAGUUCCACUAGUACUUUACAGCCCAAUGAAGACUACAAUUGCUCAGUGGCUUCCAUAACAGAACUGCAGAGCAGUCCAGUAUUAGUGCCACGUCGCGACAAGUCAGCCAAUCUACCACCCAUUAAUCCACAACAUCGCAAAUCCCGUAGUCUAGAUCAUUUCCUGGACGAACAGACUUUGGCUGCCAUAGUAGUGCCACCCUCACCCACAGAGGGCACACAAAGCAUGCAAAAUCUUGCCAUACCCAUGACGCCCGAGCCCAUACGUUCUAGUAUAGCUAAAGCCAUUAAUGGCUUACCGGUGCGUGCCGCCUCCGUCAGAGACUCUAAAUCGCUUACACCCGAUCGUGUGACAGCGCUACGCAAUAGUCCCUCAAAUCGCCAGAGCCCCGAAGGUAUUAGUUCCACCGAAGACGAACGCGAGGAUAGCCAAAGUGUUAAGUCGGUCAAGUCGUCAAGUGCGGUGAAAACCUCCGCCCCCAAAAGCCAGACCCGAGCAGCAGCCCAUAUUCAUCGAGGCAACAGUGCGAGUAGCAAUCGUGUGAGUGGCGGCGAACAAGCGAAUCGGGUAUCGAAAACAACAUCUAGCAGUUCUUUGGGUUCGAACAGCGGCUCCAAUAGUCCGAACAAUAAAACCAUAUUCAAUCGAACAAUGAAAAAAGUUCGUUCGCUGAUCAAAAAACCUUAAAUUCUUCUAAUCUAAUUUAAAAAAAAAAAACAAAUGUGUCUUCUAUAUGCCUUGUUAAAGGCCAAACAAAUUCUAACCAGCAAACUAAACCAAACUAAACACCUACCUUCAUCAUUUUGACCAUCAAAAAGGCUAAAAUUGUGCAAAUGUCUUUGAAAUGAUGCCACACAUCCAAAUCAUCCAUAAAAAUCAACAACAUAUGUAUACGUGACGUCUUGAGAAUUUCUGGGAAUAUGUCCAACCACCACUACUUUAUAAUCUGUGUUUUAUUCUAAUACAUAUAUGUACAAUCAAUCAAUCCAAUAUUAUUUAAAUAAUUUUCGUUCAUUUUAAUUUUUUUCUAUUUAUUGUUGUCUUAAGUUUAUUUAUAGUAAGAAACAAAAUUAUUUUUUUAAAAAAACAGAAAUUUAAUUAUAAAAAAUACUUGAAAUAAGAAAAGCACAAAUUUAUGAUUAAUUUUUCAA